CCUGUCCCGGCCUCAGCGGCGCCCUCGCCUGUCCCGGCUCCCCCGUCUCCUGCUCCCCCGCCGGCCGUCAACCCUCCGCCGGCUCCCCCGGCUCCUGUUCCUCCGCCGGCUGCCGACCUGCCGCCGGCUCCUAUUCCCCCGCCGGCUCCCCCGUCUCCUAUUCCUCUGCCGGCUCCUAUUCCUCCGCCGGCUCCCCCGGCUCCUACUCCUCCGCCGGCUCUUCCGCCGGCUCCGGACCCUCCGCCGGCUCUUCCGCCGGCUCCGGACCCACCGCCGGCCCUUCCGCCGGCUCCCCCGGCUCCUGCUCCUCCGCCGGCUCCUACUCUUCCGCCGGCUCCUGACCCUCCACCGGUUUCCCCGUCUCCUACUCCUCCGCCGGCUCUUACGCAGGCUCCUGACCCUCCGCCGGCUCCCCCGUCUCCUAUUCCUCCGCCGGCUCCCCCGGCUCCUACUCCUCCGCCGGCUCUUCCGCCGGCUCCGGACCCUCCGCCGGCUCCCCCGGCUCCUGCUCCUCCACCGGCUCCUAUUCCCCCGCCGGCUCCCCCAUCUCCUGCUCCUCCGCCGGCUCCUACUCCUCCGCCGGCUCUUCCGCCGGCUCCUGACCCUCCGCCGAUUUCCCCGUCUCCUGCUCCUCCGCCGGCUCUUCCGCCGGCUCUUCCGCCGGCUCCGGACCCUCCGCCGCCUCCCCCGGCUCCUGCUCCUCCGCCGGCUCCUAUUCCCCCGCCGGCUCCCCCGUCUCCUGCUCCUCCGCCGGCUCUUCCGCCGGCUCCUGACCCUCCGCCGGUUUCCCCGUCUCCUAUUCCUCCACCGGCUCCCCCGGCUCCUGCUCCUCCGCCGGCUGUCGACCCUCUGCCGGCUCCCCCGGCUCCUGCUCCUCCGCCGGCUCCUAUUCCCCCGCCGGCUCCCCCGUCUCCUGCUCCUCCGCCGGCUCUUCCGCCGGCUCUUCCGCCGGCUCCUGACCCUCCGCCGGUUUCCCCGUCUCCUAUUCCUCCACCGGCUCCCCCGGCUCCUGCUCCUCCGCCGGCUGUCGACCCUCUGCCGGCUCCCCCGGCUCCUGCUCCUCCACCGGCUGUCGACCCGCCGCCGGCUCUCCUGCCGGCUCCUGUCCCUCCGCCAGCUCUCCCGUCUCCUGACCCU
This is a messenger RNA of Esox lucius (northern pike), 1137 nucleotides long. RefSeq names its product basic proline-rich protein-like. The record is from RefSeq and is a predicted model, not a curated record. The transcript has a single exon. The annotation marks the transcript as partial. NCBI's taxonomy places the organism in Eukaryota, Metazoa, Chordata, Actinopteri, Esociformes, Esocidae.